AUGGCAGACAUUGGAAUAGAAUUAGGCAACAACCUUAAACAGAAACAAAUUUUUAUUUGCUGCUCUUUGGAAUAUUGGUCAAAAGAAUACGAUUUAGAUGAAUUACCAGUCAUACAUCCACCAAAAAGGAGACGUCUUCAAAAGCUCAACAUGCAAGAAACUGCCAUACGAUCAAAUUUAGACUCUGAUAGAAUUAGGUUGGAAUUACCACUCCAUAAUUGGCUUGAACAUAAAAUCAAGUUGGGCACAGAGUCCACAAAAACCUCUAGUGAAAAUGUUCAAGAAGAAUCGGGUAAUGAAACUACAUGUACAAAGAAAAAAUCUGAAAAACAUUCCAAGAAGGUCAAGCCAGUGUCUCCAGAUACUAAACUGAAGGAUACCAAAGACCUUAAAGAUUCAGAGACAAGUAAAUUACUGUGUAAGGAGUCAGAUGUUUUGCCAGAUAACGCUGCAAAUGCAGUGACACCUUCUCACGAAACAAGUUCAACAGAGAAGUCUGAUGUUUGGAGAAAGCAACUGGCAUUAUCAAGAUCUAAGUCACAAAGCAAACAAAAUGUUUCAAAUUGUACAGACAAAGAAAAUGAUUUUGACAAUAAGCAAGAGGUAGAAGAUAUACAAGAAAAUAACGUAGAGGUACAAGAGCUUGUCUUGUCUUCAACUCCUUUAGUAAGUCCAAAGACUUUAAAACCAGCCCAGGAUGUUAAUACUAACUUUAAGAAAAGUCCUGUUGGUGAUGACAUUUUACAAAGUGAUGACUUGAGUUUACAUAAUCUGGAUAAAGUGGAAAAUUCUGCUGAUGGACAACUGGUAGCUGAUGAAACUCCAACAUCCCAAAAGAAAUCAGACCAAAAUGUACCGGUACCUAGUUUGCAGAAUAUAGAAGAUACAGAUAUCAAGCAGGGAAAUGUCAAUUCUGAACUGGAGAUGGAUAAAUCAACAGAAAACGCAAUUGAAGAAGAGAGGAGUAAUCCUGAUUUUGAUAACCAUGCACACAAUCUCACUACUAAUGUCUCCGAUGUCAAUCAACCAUUGGAUUUAUGUCUGAAAGUUUCUCAAGAUACUCCAGUUAAACCAGUUUCUCAGAAACCGCAGCCAAAAGUUCAAUUGGUUCAUCCUCAAGUUAUAUCAUCAACAGCAAAGAAAAAAGAGGAACAUACCAACCUUUUGCAAACCACAAAAAUGGCUAUACAAUCCAUAACAUCCUCAAGAACGCCAUUUCAAAAUGACCAUAAUACCUCAGAUGAGGCAUCAAAUGUUAUGAAUCAGGAAAGCCAGGUCAAUGUCAGUCCACAAGUUGAAGUGUGUGAUUUUUCAAUGAAGACAAAAUCUAACAUCAAUAGCUCCUCUCAAAUACAUCAGGAAAGUCACCAAUCCAACACUAUUAUAUGUUUACCAGCAACUUCAGAUCAUGAAAUGACUCCUGGUGGAAACACACCUCCUGCUUCUAGCAAAAAAUUGCCUGACGAUCUUGAAUUCCAACAUCACAUAGAAGAAUUGAGACAUCUUGAACGUCUUGCCAGAAAGAAGGAGCAGGAACAUGCUCAAGUACUUGCAUUAAGUAGAAAGAAAGUUGAGACUAUUAUGAAACUAAAAUUACAGAAAAAGAGAGCUGCAGCAUUGAACUUAUCCACUUUGACAUUUGAUAAAGAACAUGAAGUGCAGCUUGAUGUGUCUGCUAGUAACUCUAGUCCUGGAUCCUCUUCAUCAGAAUAUUUAGCCACAAAUGCUGUAACAGGGAAAGAAAACCCCGGUCAAGUGGUUGGUCAUUCUUGUGCUGAAGCUGAGAAAGGAGAAAACACUGAUACCUCAAAUGAUUCACAUUGCAAAAUAAAUGUUGGAUCAAACGAACACACAUCGAAAGAUAACAAAUCUGAAGACAUGAGGACAAUGACUGGAAGAAUUACUGAAGCUCUACAGCAGGCAGUUCAGAAUAAGACAAUAAAGAAUCCAAAUUCUGAAAAUGACAAACAAAUUACCCCACAGCCAGCACAUCAAAGAGUGAAAAGUACACUUCCACAUGAUGAACCUUGUAAACUUCCCAAUGACGCUAGUUCUUUGUGUCCAUUUCGACUGCGCUCUGAUUCUCUUACAGAUCCUUCUAUUAAUCCAACAAAGAAAUCAAUGGAUAAACCGAUACAAGAAGCUCAUAAUCAACCAGCAUUCCAACCAGCAGGAAGUUUGAUUGUUCCCAAUAUACCCAUUUCUCAGAAAGAAAGUUUAGGUUAUAACUAUUCGGGAGUGAAUGAAAGUAAUAAAUCGAGAACAUUAGAGUAUAAACGUACCCAGUCAUACAACAAAGAAGAUGAACUAAAUAAACAAAAAAAUGAAGUGAUAGACUUAACUAUCGAAACUUCCAGUGUGCUGAAUGAUCCACCUCCUUUAAAGAGAAUAAAAAGGGAUGAAAUAAUGGAGAUGCCACCUUUACACAGCAAAGGUCCUUUGAUCAACCAUAAUUUACUGUAUGAUGAAUCUACAUCAAGACAAAUUUUAAGAUCACCCAAUCAACGAGUAACAGCAACUAGCAAUAGUCAAGAAGUAAUCCAACCUGUACCUCGAUACCAAAUCAAGGCAUCUUCAUAUAGUCAUUCCCCUCCAGUUUAUCAACAGAACUUGGUUCCAUCAACAGCAUCGUCAACUCCCCCAGUACAAAAUAGACUACAUUAUGACAGAAGCUCUCCAUAUUCUAGAGGUGCCUCUCCCCAAGCAUUAUAUCCCAUGAGACCAGGCCUGCCUAAUCCAAUGAUGAGGCUUCCAAAUGUUCCAACAUUUAGUCCUCAAAUUCGACCAGAACAACAGAUGCAGAAGCAAAUACAUCAUGCACCCUUUCCACCUGUGCCUCAGAAUAAUCCAUAUGGACAUCUGGAACCUGGUGAAAUAAUAACCAACAGAUUUCCGCGAGGUUGGCAUCAUCCUAGUCAGAUAAACGCAGCACCAAACCAACACAUGCCAGAAGUUGCGGAAAGAAGGAUGUUCCCAGGACAGCAUUCUUUAUCACCUCAUGUUCUCAAACAAAUAAUGACUCAACAAUUUCUUCAACAGCCCAUGCAAAGAAUUCCAGCUGAACAGUCUCAUCAUCCCAGUGGACAAUCAGGUCCAUAUCGAGCACCUAUAUAUAAUGCUUCACAAAAGGUGUUUUCUCCUCAUGGCAUGGCUCAGCCAUUGCACGAACCAAUGAAAAGAUCAAAUGACAUUCAGCAGCAAUAUUCAGGAAGUCAAACCAGACCAGUUACAUCAAUCAUUGAGAACAAUAGAGCUUGUUGUGUAUGUAAUAAAGUAUCUUGCUUUAUUUGUUCUGGAUGUAGAAAAGUCUGGUAUUGUAGUUACCAAUGUCAGGUAGAUCUUGAAAACAAUAUUUAUGAUUCACAGGAUCAGAAAUUAAAAGUUUUCAACUUCUUGAAUCUGAACAAUCUGCUUCUUACUCUAGAUUUUGUAUAUCCUUGCCUGUCCUUUGCAGUAGAAUAGCUCUUCCCUACUGAACAAUGCUUAUAAGAAAUUAUGAACAUGCCAUAGCUAGGAGAUGAGAGGAUAUGGUCAUUUCUGUGACAGUCUUCAGAAUACAAGCUAGAUUCCCUACUAUUCAACAUAAACUCAGUAUGGAAUUUGAGAUUGUCAUUGGAAUUUUUGAUUAAAUCAUAUAUUCACCACUGAACUCACUGUUUAGAUGAUGUUGAUCGAUAACUUAUCAGUAUAUAUGUCCAACAUCGAACUGAUCAGCUUUUAAUUUAUGUCGGUAAAUAAACAUGGCCAUAAUCAAACUCACUUAAAUCAGAUUAUAAAUCCACCACAGAAUUGCUCAGCUCAUAUAUCAAUCCAUGAAUUCACUGAUUAUAUCAACCAUUGAACCUACUGAUCAGAAUGCAAGUUCACCAUAGAACUUACUAAUCAGAAUAUAUAUCAAUCCUUGAACUUACUGAUCAGAUUAUAUUAAUCCAUGAAUUCACUGAUUAUAUAUCAACCAUUGAACCUACUGAUCAGAAUGCAAGUU
Molecule: messenger RNA, 3985 nt
Organism: Lottia gigantea (owl limpet)
Lineage: Eukaryota; Metazoa; Mollusca; Gastropoda; Lottiidae
Exons: 7
Coding region: 1-3462 (1153 amino acids)
Source: RefSeq, a predicted model, not a curated record